Messenger RNA from Corticium candelabrum, 438 nucleotides. RefSeq lists its product as uncharacterized. The transcript has 2 exons. The coding region runs from base 1 to 438 and encodes 145 amino acids. Gene Ontology annotation, molecular function: DNA binding. The record is from RefSeq and is a predicted model, not a curated record. Lineage: Eukaryota; Metazoa; Porifera; Homoscleromorpha; Homosclerophorida; Plakinidae. Gene Ontology annotation, cellular component: nucleus.
AUGGCGUCGGAGGAGUUUGCGGAGGAGUUGGAGGUUGCUGAAACAGAAACUGAAAGUACAGAGAGAAAGGCUAGCAUUUCGUAUACGGUGAAGAGGAAGCUGUCUGCAAUAGAAAAGUACGAUGAGUACGGAGGGAACCUAUCAAGAGCAGCAAGAGACAGCGGCGUACCGCGAAGUAAUCUUCAGCGAUGGGUCAAGAAAAGGACGAAUUCUCGUCGAUACACGAGGAGCGUCAACUUUCUGUCAGAAAGAGGCGCAGAUAUACGCAAAGAUGGGAUAGCCGUACAUGGUGAGUUUAUCAAAGCACAGGCAAAAAAGCUGUUCAAAGAAGUGUACCCGGAUGAAGAUGUUGAGAAUUUUAAGGCUUCGAAUGGCUGGCUGCAAAAGUUUACGGUUAGACAUGAUAGUACAUUUAGAUGUGUCACUUCUCAAAGAUAG